AUGAAAACUUCAUUUAAAUUUUCGCCUGAAACUACAAUUAUUGGUGAUAAUGCUUUUUCUGAGUGCCAUCUUAGUGGUACAUUCACUAUUUCAAAAAAUAUUGCAACAACAGACGAUGGAUUUUUAAUUGGAAUUAGAGUUGACAAAAUUUAUCUUGAAAAAGAGUCAAAACUUACAACUAUAGUUAAUUGGAUAUGGGCUACAUCUCUUAAAUAUGUUUUUCUAACGAAAAGAGUAAAUUCAAUCACUGAAUCUGCUUUUUAUAGCUGCCAUUCAUUAACUACCAUCGAAUUUGAGGAAGGGUCAGAAUUGACAUCUAUAAAUUCAUAUGCAUUUUCAGAAACAAAUCUUAGUAAUUUCACUUUUCCUCCAAAAUGUACAAGUGUUGGUUAUAGUAUAUUUAAUCUCGACAGUUCUCUGAAUUAUGUCUAUAUUCCUGCAUCACUAACAAAUAUUGAUACAAAUACCUUCACAGGUUCACCAAACAUUCAGAAGAUAGAAAUCGACAGGAACAAUCCAAUGUAUACAGUUAUUUCAUCUGCAACUCUAAUGUCAAAGGAUAGAACAAAGUUUCUAUAUGUUUCUCCUUCUGAAACAUCAUUUACUAUUCCUUCUUCAGUGAGUGAAUUUGGUAAGACAAUGUUUCAAUCAUGCCAAUUUCUUACAUCGAUUGAUGUUGAAUCAUUUAGCACUACAUUCUCAGCAGAAGGAGGAAUUGUUUACAACAAAGAUUUCAGUACAGCAAUUGCGUGUAUUGGAGGUAUAACAUCAAUUACACUUAACUCACGAUGUCAACAUAUCGGUGACUUCUGUCUCUACAAAUGUACCAAAAUUAAUUCCGUACGACUUAACAAUGGACUUCUCACACUCGGAAAUAGUGCAUUUUAUUCGGAUAAUUUCACAUAUCUUGAUGUUCCAUCAUCUGUAAAAACUAUUGAUCCAUCCACUGUUUUCUGUGGAUCUUCUACGCGACACACACCAUCCAACACAUGUAGCGACAUCAUCGAAACAAACAUCGACUUUGCCAUCGGAAUUCAACACCAGAUUAAGAACAAUGUUAAAGCACAAGCAUCACUCUUCUUCAUUUACGAAAUCUCUAUUGGAUUCUGGUGA
Messenger RNA from Trichomonas vaginalis G3, 1113 nucleotides. RefSeq names its product leucine-rich repeats (6 copies)-containing protein. NCBI's taxonomy places the organism in Eukaryota, Parabasalia, Trichomonadida, Trichomonadidae. The record is from RefSeq and is a predicted model, not a curated record. The transcript has a single exon. The coding region runs from base 1 to 1113 and encodes 370 amino acids.